This is a messenger RNA of Phoenix dactylifera (date palm), 2324 nucleotides long. The record is from RefSeq and is a predicted model, not a curated record. NCBI's taxonomy places the organism in Eukaryota, Viridiplantae, Streptophyta, Magnoliopsida, Arecales, Arecaceae.
UCGCCCUCCGCCCUCAUAUCCUACCGCUCCGCCGCUCGGGAUCGCCCUCCGCCCUCAUAUCCUACCGCUCCGCCGCUCGGGAUCGCUCUCGCCUCCCUCCUCCUCCAACCCCUUGCGCGGCUCAGCUCAUGCAGGGACAUGUUAUAGCAUGCCAAUAUGUGCCACAGUCUUGAAAGUUGAUACAAUUUCAUUGCUAUCGACAGCUGCAAAAGGAGAAAAAUCAGGAGAUGAACACACCAAAUAGCAUGGUCAUGCAAGUCUGAACAUCUCGUAAAUAUUUAAUUAUAGUUGAACUCACCGGAACAACAAAGCGGCUCGUAGGUAAGGUAGGGAGCUGUGUAACAGGGGAGGGCUAAUAAUUCCACCACUCCGAGAGCAUAAAUCGUGCACAGAGAUGGGCGCCGUUCGAGGGGUUCUCUUGGAUGAAUCGCUUCUCUUCUUCGAUGCCGGAAGUGGCAAUUUCUACCUCCCUCCAGGAUCCAUGACUCUUCUUCGUAGGCUUCAGUACUCGAAGCUUCGCGUGGGGUUUUGUUACCAAAAGGAUGUAUUGCAACAAAAGGAAAUCUUUCUUAAACAGACAGCAGCAUCAUACUCCUUUGAUUGUAUCUCAUUGCGUGGAUCACAUGCAAGGAAUUCAUUUAAUGAGUCAUUGCCAGACUGGCAUGCAGAUGGAGAGAUAUGCUUUUAUGUAACUUCCAGAAAAGAUGAAACACUUUUCGGCAAGCUUCAGAAUCGUGGUUGGAAGAUUGUUUGUAUUGGUGUUGAAAGGGGUGGGACGAUGGAUAAGGAGUUGUUGUUUAUUGACCAGUUGGAAGAGUUGCUCAUUACUGUUUGCAGCUUCAGUAAGAAGGUUGUUUGUCCUAAGGUGAUGCACUGCAUGCCAGUCCUAAUUGUUGGCUAUGUCAUGAAACCAUCUCGUGAAGAAGAUUUUGCCAAGAGAGGCGCAUUCCCUAUGUAUCCUACUCAAAAUGGAUUGCUUUUUGUUCCUCUCACAUUUGAGCUUCCUUUGGCACCUCAAAUACAAGAAGUUGAUGUAAUCCUCCAUAAAGCAACUGAUGAGAUCCUCAGCAUUGAUCCAGACUACUGUUUGGAUUUUCCUAAGGGGAUUGCUUUCUCCAGGGGAAUGCAAGAACUAGAAAGGUCUAUCCAGGACCAUCCAAAUUGUUGCAUAAUUGACCCACUUAACAAUAUAUACCCUUUACUUGAUCGCCAUAAGAUCCAACAAAUUCUUCUUGGAUUGCAGGAUCUCAAUGUCAAUGAUCAGUGUAGACUCCGGGCACCACAGUUUUUAAAGGUUGGUAACUUGCAUGAGCCUAGCCUAAGGGAUCGACUAUUAGAAGCUAAUUUAUCCUUUCCACUCAUUGUCAAACCACAAAUUGCGUGCGGGGUUGCUGAUGCUCAUAACAUGGCAUUAGUAUUCAGGUUUGAAGAUUUUAUGGACCUUCCUGUUCCGCUUCCAGCUAUUCUUCAGGAAUAUGUGGAUCAUGGAUCCUUAAUAUUUAAGUUUUAUGUACUGGGUGACAAAGUAUUUCAUGCUGUUAAGAAGUCUAUGCCAAAUGCCAGUUUUCUAUUAUCAGCAUCAGAAAAAAGGGGUUCUGCACCAAUUAUGUUUAACAGUCUGAAGUCUCUUCCAGUUGCUACAGAGGACCAAGUCUCAGCAGGUGGGCUGAAGGCUGCCAAACAAUCUUUGGAUGUGGAACUAGUCAAUAAAGCUGCAAAAUGGCUAAGAAAUCAACUUGGUCUUACUAUUUUCGGAUUUGAUGUUGUUAUUCAAGAAGUCAGCGGAGACCAUGUCAUAGUGGACUUGAACUAUCUUCCCACAUUUAAGGAAGUCCCUGAUUCUGAUGCUGUUCCUGCAUUCUGGGAUGCAAUCAAGAGCACGUAUGAUUUGAGAAAGGCAAACUGAGUGGUAGUCAAUUGCCUUCGAUUGCACUGAAAUUUAGCCUUUUUCAUCAGGGGUACUUGAUAAGUAUAAUAUUAAAACUUAACCCAUUCAAAUUUGUCGCAGGUCAUGAGAAAACUGCAUUUCCUAUUCAUUUCCAUUUUGGAGUAAUUUGCUUGGGUCAUAAUAAAUAGAUGAACUUUUGUUCAACAAAAUUCGCCAUGGUCUAUUAUGUCAUCGUAGUUGCAGAUAUUUAAGCUUUACUUGCAAGCAUGGAGUAGCUGGGAUUAUGGAAAUCAAUGGUGAUGUUCAGUAAUGUCUUGCCAUAGUUUCCCUAUCUUGAUAACCAUGUAGUUCAAGUUUCCCUGUUGUACUCGUAUCAGCAUCUUGCAUGGAACUUCAGAUGAUCUGACCAAUAAAGCACUUUUGUUGUGGUUCUUAA